AUGGAGAUUGACGACGACCUGGCUUGGAGUGAAGUCAUGGAAGUUGAAAGUCCCAUGGAGAUUGAUGAUGAUGUCGAGGUAGUGGCGCCUGAUGCUGAUUGUGGCGAAAAGCUCGUGGCCCACACCUGCAAUCCAACGGAUGACGAUUUACAGUACGUCUCCCAGUCUGUAAAGAAGGAUUGCGAUACGAACAAGAUCCCAGCCUGUGUCCCGCAACAGGUUGUAGACGACAAGGUGGAGCACGACGUGAUGCGAUUGGAUGCGCCUAUCGCUGUUACUGCGCUGAAGCCUCAGAGUCGCAGUGCCAACAAGUCAGGUGAACAGAAAAAGGGUGGAGAGUCACUUCCUGCGUCUGUGUCUGGUCUGCUCGCCGACGGAGCAAAGAAGGUCGGAGAGUGUGCUCCUGCGGUCUUAGGACCAAUGGACCAUUCAAAGACUGUUAAGCCUGCCAGUCAGAGCGGAAAGAAGGCUAAGGAUAUCAAGGUUGUAGCAAAGACCGAGACAGCCUCUGGCUCUCGCGAGCAGCAACCAGAGGAGACCAAGGCUGCGCCCAAGGUCUCUAUGCCUGGAAUUCCAAGAGUGCUGGCUUCCCGCGCUGCUAAGGAACAGGCAAAGGAUUCCAAGGGCAAGGCCAAGGAAUCCAAGGUUGCGGCAAAGACCGAGUUGACCUCUGGCUCUCGUGAGAAGCAGCCAGAUCAUUCCAAAGCCGAGACCAAGGCUCCAAUGGCUGUGACGUUGAAAGCGCUGGCUUCCGGCGCUUAUAUGGAGCAGUCAAAGGACCCCAAGGUCGAGUCUUCCGCCAGCGUCGGGAGACCCAAACGUUCUCUUGUCAAGGGCAAGAAACCAGCGAAGUCAUUCGAUGCGCCAACAAACAACGGUUUGUCGGCCGCCGAAUUCCAGGCAAAGGCAAGAAGAGAAAGCCUAAUUGUGCUUAGCUUUUGGGUUCCAUCGGUUGACUUUGGACCUAAUUGUGAACGAAUGUUGGUUAAGAAACAAAAAUUUGCUUUGGCUUGGUUCCUAAAGCCUGGUACUGCAUCCAGCAGUAAAAAGGUGGUGGAAACAAGAAUAUGGCUUCCAGGAAAUCCCCAGACAGAUAACUCAAGAAUGACAAUGGCUGUAGUCACCCCCUUUGACUCGGAAGGGUCGGGUCCGCACAUUAAGAUGCGAUCUGUACGCUUCACCAAGCGGACAUCUUGUUGGUCGGUUGGCCCUGGAGCCAAGCCGAUGCGGUCGGAACCAAAGGUCGAUCCUGAAGCUUCUGGUAAGUUUUAUGGUGACACUGGAAUUCCCAGACCUUUCACAGUACUUUUCCUUGGGACUAUCGGCGUGGGUUGGCUGGAACCUUUUGUUCGUAGGGUUCUUGUUGACUUCCUCACAGGUCCGAGGCCGAGAUCUGUGAGUGGUGGUUUCUGUACGAGUAGGGCUUCCGGAGUCCUUGAUUCUGGGUCGUUUUUGGGCCACGGUGGUCCUGUUGGCUUGUCUGGUCUGGUUGGCUAG
Molecule: messenger RNA, 1497 nt
Organism: Phycomyces blakesleeanus NRRL 1555(-)
Lineage: Eukaryota; Fungi; Mucoromycota; Mucoromycetes; Mucorales; Phycomycetaceae
Exons: 5
Coding region: 1-1497 (498 amino acids)
Source: RefSeq, a predicted model, not a curated record